Messenger RNA from Hyalella azteca, 2889 nucleotides. RefSeq names its product sodium-dependent phosphate transport protein 2B-like. The record is from RefSeq and is a predicted model, not a curated record. The coding region runs from base 1 to 1800 and encodes 599 amino acids. Gene Ontology annotation, biological process: sodium-dependent phosphate transport. Gene Ontology annotation, molecular function: sodium:phosphate symporter activity. The transcript has 11 exons. Gene Ontology annotation, cellular component: membrane. NCBI's taxonomy places the organism in Eukaryota, Metazoa, Arthropoda, Malacostraca, Amphipoda, Hyalellidae.
AUGACGCGUAACGAGAAGAUCGGGCGAGUGUGCUUAAAUACCGUCAAAAUAUGCGCGGUCUUCCUGCUGCUAUAUUUCUUCAUUUGUUCUCUCGACCUGUUAUCAUCCGCCUUCAAGCUCAUUGCCGGCCAGUCAACAAGCGACCUGGUGGGCAACCCGCUUAUAAGUAACCCCAUCGUGGGGCUGAUGGUGGGCAUCCUGCUGACGGUGCUGGUGCAGUCCUCGUCUACCUCCACUUCCAUCGUCGUGUCCAUGGUGGCUGCUGGAAUUCUGUCGGUCCAUUACGCUAUACCCAUCAUCAUGGGUGCCAACAUAGGCACUUCUGUUACCAACACCCUCGUCUCCCUUACACAAGUCGGCGAAAGGGAACAGUUUCGGAAAGCCUUCGCUGGAGCCACGGUACACGACAUGUUCAAUUGGCUCUCUGUGCUUGUCCUGUUGCCUCUAGAGAUAAUGUUUGGAUUGCUGGAGAAGUUGACAGGCGCGAUCGUAACAGAUAUCAUGGGCACUGACGGAGGCGAUAUCAAACUCUUGAAAGCGAUUACAGAGCCUUUCACCGACCUCAUCGUCCAGAUCGACAGCGGUGUUUUCAACUGCUGGAGCUUGGGUGAAUGGCUGGAGAAAAAAUCUAUUUUGGUGCAAUUUUGUGAGUACUACGAUAACUACACCACCACUGCGACCACCCUUGAGCCCACCACAACUGUAAAUCUGCCAUCAACCACAUUGGAUCCCAACGCUACCGAAAUUCACUGUCCCGAGGACCCUAACCACAUCGGUAUCCCGGGUACUUGUCAUUAUUUGUUCUACGAAACAAAAAUGACGGACCAGCAAGUUGGAACUAUCGUACUGGUGAUGUCUUUGGUGAUGCUGUGUGGUGCCCUAAUCAUCAUUGUCAAGCUCCUCAACUCUAUGCUUAAAGGAAGCAUGGCUAUCGUCAUCAAGAAGACGCUGAACGCUGACAUCCCUUACGUACCGUGGAUCACAGGCUACAUCGCCAUCCUCAUCGGAGCUGUCAUGACCUUCAUCAUCCAGUCAUCAUCCAUAUUCACGUCCACACUCACUCCACUCAUCGGUAUCGGCAUCAUCACCGUGGAGCGCGCAUACCCUCUGUGUCUGGGCUCCAACCUGGGCACCACCACCACCCUCAGCCUAACAUCAUAUGAAUUCAAACCCAAUAACCUAAAAUAUAUUCAUGUUUUCCAGAUUGCAUUAGUUCAUUGCUUCUUCAACGUCUUCGGCAUCCUGAUCUACUACCCGAUUCCGUUCAUGCGGUUCCCGAUCCCGAUGUGCAAAAUUCUCGGCAACAUUACUGCGGAUUACCGCUGGUUCGCCAUCGUCUACAUUGUCUUCAUGUUCUUCCUAAUGCCCCUGACGGUCUUCGCGCUCUCCCUGGGUAAGAAAUUUUGCAAAAAAUUUCCAAUGAUAAGGAUCAGCAAAAUUGAAUUCACUGUUCAAAACCAACUAAUGUCACCAGGUGGGUCGGUUGUGCUAUGGAGCGUCCUGGGUCCCAUUCUCAUCUUGCUGGUGAUUGUCGCGAUCAUCAACCUCAUACAGAACAAGAAACCAAGCAUCCUCCCCAAGUUCCUACGAACCUGGGACUUCAUGCCUCUUCCUCUGAGGUCCCUAGAACCCUACGACAAAGUCGUCACGGGCUUCCCGUGCUGCAAGACAUGUCGAAUUGAUUACCAGGGGGAGGAUGAAAAGGAGUCAAGACAUUCUAGCGUGUCGGAAGAUGUAAGUCGGGUAGAAGAAGGCCGAAGAAAAAGUUCUUCGAGCUCGGAAGAAUCACAAGCUGUCUGAUGUGAUUUUUGUUUAUAAUUAAAGUUGAACGAUUAACAGUAUCAUGACGGUGGUUAGAUAAGGUAAAACUAAUAGCUCUUGAUUCUAUAAGAGUUAUAUUAUGUUAACGAAUUCAGCGAAUAUUCAACGUUGUAUUAAGUUUCUGGCAACAUUUUUCCGGUGAAAAUGUUUAUGAAAGUCAGAUAUUAGUAUAGUAUCGAGAUGUACAUAAAUAUGUAAAGUGAUAUUACUUUUAUUCAAAAACGCCGAUUCAACGGUUAAGCUUUUAUACAUAUUUUUAUAAUCUUCAAUGCUAUUCGUACCUAUGUUAAUGGUAAUGAGGGUUUCCAUAAGCAAAUAAAGGGUUAAUAAGAUGAAUAAUUAUGAAUGUGUGAUUAGCUCUCUGAUCAAGUGAUUUUGAAUUACUGUAAUUAUGCUAUUAAACGUAAUUAUCAAUUUCGUUACAAAUAACAAUAAAAAACUCUUUUUGAUCGGCUUUAACGAUAAAUUAGGAAGAUGAAUAAGCCAAAGUUACUUAUAUCAAUAUUUUAGUAAAUCACUGAUCAUGACGUGCUGAACCAAAUUUACUUCCCAAAAUUUGAGAUCAGAUUACAAGAAAAAUAUAUUAUUUAGAUAUUUAUGAAUUGAAAUUUCACAGAUUGUCUAUAAAAUUAUCUGAAUUUGCUCAUUCAGAAUUAUUCACGUACAAAUUCAUAGGAAAUUCUAACAUGGAGAGAAGCCUCAAUUUUAAGAGAUUUUACCGAAAUUUUAUUCGAGAAAUGAUUUUUAAUUUGGACGUGCAUCGAUGAUUCUUGUUUAGUAGCGUGAAUCACGUAAUUUUAAUUUUAAUGUACAGCUAUAUGUUAUCAAUAGAUAUAUCGUGAUUUCAUAAAUUUUGUCAUAUACAUAUUUGGUUUCCUUCUCAGCCAUAAUUAAUAUGAUCAAUACUGCAAUUAAUAAAUGACAGCAGCAAAGUGCAAAGUUUCGAUGAUGCGAAGUGUGUCUAGGUGAUGAUAAGGAGUGCAAAGUUUCGAUGAUACCAAGUGUGUCUAGGUGAUGAUACGGAGUGCAAAGUUUCGAUGAUACGAAGUGUGUCUUGGUGAUGAUAAG